Messenger RNA from Scaptodrosophila lebanonensis, 1520 nucleotides. RefSeq names its product serine protease gd-like. Lineage: Eukaryota; Metazoa; Arthropoda; Insecta; Diptera; Drosophilidae. Gene Ontology annotation, biological process: proteolysis. Gene Ontology annotation, molecular function: serine-type endopeptidase activity. The record is from RefSeq and is a predicted model, not a curated record. Bases 3 to 1376 code for a protein of 457 amino acids. The transcript is spliced from 4 exons.
CGAUGUCUGUCUCUAUAUUGAGUAAUCGUGUAUUGAUGGUAAUACUAUCGCUUACACUGGCGUUGCUUUGCGUGUCUGUCGAACUGGCGGCUCAGGUUCUUCCACCUAACAACUGUAGCAAUGUUUUUCGAUACGAGCGUUGGGGAUUCGGCUGGAUUGGUAUUAUUGUGCCGGAAUAUAAUGGCUUAACGAGAAUGGACUGGACAUUGAAGUUUUCAGCGCAUGGCUAUGGCUCCUCUGGACAAGUCAGCCAAAUGGCUCUCUAUCCGAACAGAACGGCGGCCUAUCAAAACAUAUUUCAGGGUGGACGCGCCGAAUGCUAUGUAACUUUUCAAAACUACGGCAGUGAACUGCCCAAAAUAAUAUAUGCACAGUUAAAUGGUCAAGUGCUCUGUACGGCAAUUGAAUACGGUGCACCUUCAUUAACAAUAACGCGAUCCAUAAAGGUAUCUAUCCCCACCAGAACCCCCGUUGUCAGCAGCAAUGGUAGCGGUGGAAAUACCGAUAUUACUGUAGCAAGAAGUGGUGGUAGUGGCGGUGCUAAGCCCAUCAUUACUGUAAAUACGGGAACCAGGGAUGAAAAUCCAGCAACAGACAAAUGUGGAAUGGAGGGACUAGUUGGUCUGCUAAUUGGUGGAGAGACCCUACCUCAUGGUCGAUUUCCUUGGAUGGCAGCCCUUUACCACGAUGAUGAUCCCGAUCCGAAAAAGCUCAGCCUGACCUACAAAUGUGUGGCUACACUUAUCUCUAGUCGAACGGUUGUUACAGCGGCGCAUUGCAUUUGGGAAAAGCAACCGGAAGAAAUGCGCGUCUAUGUGGGCCGACAUGAUUUAGAUACGCAUCCAGAGACCGGUGCAACGCUAAUGGAAAUUCAGAGUGCAUUUACACAUCCAGACUUUGUUGGAAAUCUAGUACCAGACUCAGACAUAGGGUUGCUCAUCUUCACCACACACGUCCAGGAAAGCAAUUAUGUUCGAGCCAUAUGCAUGUGGACGUCGAGCACCCUUCUUAGCAAUGGUGGGGUUGAGGAUGCGACAAUUGGUGGCUGGGGAAAUGAUGAAAAUGGCAAACCGACACGAUUCCCUAAAGCGGCUGUUGUUCAAACCGUAUCGCGUGAGACUUGUCUGCGUGAAAUGGUUUCGGCCAAGGACUUCCUGACGCCACGCACUCUCUGUGCCGGCAACAAAAAGGCGCAUGGCCCCUGUCUAGGCGAUUCGGGAGCAGGUCUAAUGAUUCAGCGAAAUGGUCGAUGGAUGUUGCGAGCCAUCGUCUCGUUGGCUCAACGCUCCGGCGACACCUGUGAUUUGACGAAGUAUGUCAUCUACAGUGACGUGGCCUCGCAUCUUCGCUGGAUUGAGAGUAAAAUUGUUAGAUGAGAUCUGAAGACUAGUGCCAUUGAGCUUUCGUUUAAGUAACUUCUAAAACCACAUGACAUAUGAUCUGAGCAAAUUGGUUUAUUUUAAUGCUCAUAUUGUAUGCAUGGACUGUUGGACCUCGAAAAUAUAUUAAAUGCUAUUUAA